AUGGUUCUGUGCUACCAAAUGGCUGUGGGCCUCAACAAGGGCCGCGAGGUGACCGCGAACGUGGGCAAGCUGAGGCACAGCCGCCGCUGUGGGAGCCUCAGCAAACACACCACGUUCAUGCGGGACGUGAUCUGGGAGGUGUGCGGCUUCACCCCUUAUGAGCACCAGGCCAUGGAGCUGCUCAAGGUCUCCAAGGACACGUGGGCCCUCAAGUUCAUCAAGUAA
Molecule: messenger RNA, 225 nt
Organism: Rangifer tarandus platyrhynchus (Svalbard reindeer)
Lineage: Eukaryota; Metazoa; Chordata; Mammalia; Artiodactyla; Cervidae
Source: the annotation of a GenBank genome assembly